Closterium sp. Naga37s-1 is the source of this 532-nucleotide messenger RNA. The record is from the annotation of a GenBank genome assembly. Lineage: Eukaryota; Viridiplantae; Streptophyta; Zygnematophyceae; Desmidiales; Closteriaceae.
GUCGCUCCCUGCCGAGCGGAUACCAGCGUCAGUGAGAUGCGAGACGGGCUGCGGUGAUGACUGUGGGUCAGAAGCUAGGUGCAUUGCGAGGGACGGCCAGAACCAGUGUGUGUGCCCUGGGUCUCAGCUCUACGACGACACUCAGAAGCAGUGCCGUGAGCCCCCACCACCAACCUGUGCGCAGUUGCCGCCGUGUCCCACCAACUCCACCUGCAGUGAUAAUGACAAGCCUUCCCAAUGCCUCUGCAAUGAGGGGUUCACGAUGAAGAACAAGCAGUGCAUUCCGCUAACCUGUGAGGAGUUGGAGUGUCCGACCAACUCCUUCUGCGUUGAGAAGGAAAUCCCUCGCAAAUGCCGCUGCUAUGAUGGGUUUAAGACGAAGGACAAUCAGUGCAUUCGUAAGCCACUUGCUGCUCUCCCUCUUCCUUCUCACCCUCUUUCUUCUUACCCCAUGCUUCUGUUCAUUGCGUUUGCUGUUCAUGCUGUUGCCUGUGUGGGAGAGUACGCCUCUCAUAUGUGCCGCUCUCAAUAG